Molecule: messenger RNA, 8207 nt
Organism: Manis javanica (Malayan pangolin)
Lineage: Eukaryota; Metazoa; Chordata; Mammalia; Pholidota; Manidae
Gene: TTLL11
Product: tubulin tyrosine ligase like 11
Biological process (GO): microtubule cytoskeleton organization; protein polyglutamylation
Cellular component (GO): ciliary basal body
Molecular function (GO): tubulin-glutamic acid ligase activity; tubulin binding
Source: RefSeq, a predicted model, not a curated record
GGUCACGUGGACCCUGUAGCUCACGAGGUCGCUGAGGAUUGGACGGCGAUUGUCCCCUCUCGGGCUCUGUCCUGAGGCGGCGCCUGCCCUUGUCAACCGAAGCCUGAGCGAUCAUGGCAACGGGUUCGGACAGGGAGCGCUUGGCAGCGGCGGCAGUUCGCCCGCAGGCCGGGGCGCCGGAGCGGCGGCGGCGGCGGCGGCACUGGCGCCGGCAGAGGCCCUGAGCGCCAUGCAGCGGGGCAGCUCCGAGAGGGAGCUAGCAGCCCGGUGGGAGGAGGAGGCGGUGGCCUCGGACAAGGCGCCGGCGGAGCAGGUCCUCUUGGACGCGGGCGCUGCCGGGGAGCCGGAGCGCAAGACGGCGGAGGAACGGUGCAAGGACCCGGCCCGGGCGCAGCCCCGCGCGGCCGAGGAGGGGGACACCCGUGUGGCCCCGCGGCCGCCGCCCACGCUGCGGCCCAAGACGAAGCCGGCGCCGGCGCGGGGGCUCUGCCCGCACGGGAACCCCAGGAGCAAGGGCUCAAGCUGCAAGCGUUGCUCGGGCCGCAGGGCCGACCAGUCCUGCACACUGAGGCCCGUCACUGUGGACAGCUCCAAGGCCAGGACCUCCCUGGAUGCCCUGAAGAUAAGCAUCCGCCAGCUCAAGUGGAAGGAGUUCCCAUUUGGCCGACGCUCGCCUUGUGACAUCUACUGGCACGGAGUUUCAUUUCAUGACAACGAUAUACUGUCCGGUCAAGUGAACAAGUUUCCAGGCAUGACGGAGAUGGUGCGUAAAAUUACUCUGAGCAGAGCGGUGAGAAUCAUGCAGAAUCUCUUUCCUGAGGAGUACAACUUCUACCCUUGCUCAUGGAUUCUGCCUGACGAGUUCCAGCUCUUUGUUGCUCAGGGUCGAAUGGUGAAAGAUGGUGACCCCUCCUGGAAGCCCACUUUCAUUGUGAAACCUGAUGGUGGCUGUCAGGGUGAUGGAAUCUACCUCAUUAAAGACCCCAGUGACAUCCGCCUGGCAGGGAUCCUGCAGAGCAGGCCAGCGGUGGUCCAGGAGUACAUCUGCAAACCUCUGCUUAUCGACAAGCUCAAGUUUGAUAUUCGUCUGUAUGUCCUACUAAAGUCCUUAGACCCUUUAGAGAUUUACAUAGCCAAAGAUGGACUCUCGAGAUUUUGUACAGAGCCCUAUCAGGAGCCUAACCCCAAAAACCUGCACCACGUCUUUAUGCACUUGACCAACUAUUCUCUGAACAUCCACAGCAGCAACUUUGUCCACUCGGACAGCACGAGCACGGGCAGCAAGAGGACUUUCUCCAGCAUCCUCUGCAGGUUGUCUUCCAAAGGGGUUGACAUCAAGAAGGUCUGGUCUGAUAUCAUCUCCUUGGUGAUUAAGACAGUCAUUGCCCUGACGCCAGAGCUCAAAGUUUUCUACCAGUCGGACAUCCCAGUAGGGAGGCCGGGGCCUACAUGCUUCCAGAUUUUAGGCUUCGACAUUCUUCUAAUGAAAAAUCUGAAGCCUAUGCUUCUUGAAGUAAAUGCAAAUCCCAGCAUGAGAAUCGAGCAUGAGCAAGAACUUUCUCCAGGGGUGUUUGAAAAUGUCCCCAGCCUUGUUGAUGAAGAAGUGAAAGUGGCUGUGAUCAGAGACACACUGCGCCUCAUGGACCCACUUAAGAAGAAAAGAGAGAACCAGUCUCAGCAGCCCAAGAAGCCAGUAGCCACGAAUGAAGAGCCUCCUAACAGUGAGCUGGCCAGCCCCUCGGAAGGCAGUGUCGACCCAGAGGCGCACCUGCCCUCCAUCUGCCUCAAGCAGGUGUUCCCCAAGUACGCAAAGCAGUUCAACUACCUGCGCCUGGUGGACAGGUUGGCGAACCUGUUUAUCCGGUUCCUGGGGGUCAAGGGCACAAUGAAGUUGGGACCAACAGGCUUUCGCACCUUCAUAAGGAACUGCAAGCUCAGCAGCAGCAGCUUGUCCAUGGCCUCCGUGGACAUCCUCUACAUUGACAUCACAAGGAGAUGGAACUCCGUGACCCUGGACCAGCGGGAUUCAGGGAUGUGCCUGCAGGCCUUCAUAGAGGCUUGCUUUUACCUGGCUCAGAGGAAGUUCAAGAUGCUGCCACUGCACGAGCAGGUGGCCUCACUGAUCGACCUGUGUGAACACCACCUGUCCGUGCUGGAUGAAAGGCGUCUGAUGUGUGGGCGGAGUGGCAUGUCGGGGGGCCGGGCCCCUUACAGUGGCCCUCCCCAGGAGGCCACGCCCUCUGCCCCGCUGGCAGAGGGCAACCCUCCCCCCUGCGCAAACAGUGCCCACAAGCUGCCCCAUUCCAGACACACCCUGUCCUGAGAGCCACUCUGUUCUCCUGGCUGAAAAGCGAGCCCCUCGGGCCUGAGGAGAGCCCCCUGGGCUCCCUGCCUGUGGAGGAGGGGCAGGCUGCGGAGAAUUCCCGCCAGAGAUUCCUGCUCAUCGACUCCAUGUUCUGCUGACCUGAGCUUCAAAAGGCUGAUUCUUGCCCAUCUUCCUCCCAGUACCUCUUGGUGGUCCACCUGUUUGCAAGUCAGCGGAGGACAUAUGACAUCCAAAACCUGACAGAUGGCAUCUCUGUUCUGGGCUCACAGGAAGCAACAAGUGGGGCAAAACUGUUGCGUUUGGGGCAGGGGAGACCAGCAAUCCUGGGCCUGCGAGCUGCAGAGCGCGAAGCACAGACUGAAGCCGAGUUGAUCUGGCAGGGCCGCUGAGAACGCUGUCUAGGGCCAAGCACAUUGUGCACAUUCCCUACCGCCUGUUCUGUGCACGUCAAGUGGAAAUAGCAAGUGGGCAUGCUUGACUCCCCCAUCCCAGUCAUGUGCUGCAUGGGUGUAGUUAACAGAUGAGCCUCAUUUAUUUCAUUAGCUUGCCUGGUGCCACAAUGUUUGGUUUGUUACUAAUUAAGAAAUAAUUAACUAAGAAGGAAAUAAGUAAGACUACCAGAGUCUCAGAGCUAGCAGGAGCCUCGAAGGUCACUUUGAUUUUGUUUGACCUGGACCCCAAACCAGGAGUCCUCUGGUCUUGUGGUCUGUGCUUGGAGCCCUCGUGGUGGGGUGCUCACCCCAUGGCCAGCAGGUUCACAACAGGCUCUGCCAGAGGGCCCCCAUGGGCCCAGCAUGGGCUGGGUGCCCUGGGUGGGAGGAGGGCUUCCCAGGGCAGGGGAGUCAGACCCAGGUGAAGAUCAGGGCGAGCAGGCAUGAUGUCAGAAGUGCAGGUGUGAGACGUGGCGUGGGGAGAAGGGGACCCCGCACUCUCCCUUCCCAAGACCCUUCCCUGUCUCACCCAUCUGUGUCCCCAAGCAGCCCCCCUCUGAAAGGGGAUGCCUCAGAAGCCACCAAAGGUGGCAUUUUGGAAAACCAAGCCCUGCAGAGCCCACUCCGGGCUGUUUGGUGGCAGAAGAUGUUGUAAUGACUUUAUUUUCCCAAGUAAAAGGCCGGACAGGUGGCCUAAGGUGGGAGGGGCAGGGGAAACUGAUGUGCAUUGAGUGCCUCCUACACCAGGGACACCUUAGAGGUGUCAUCAGCUUGAUUCCCCAGUCUCCUCGGGCUGUUUGGUAACACUGUCCCCAGUUUCAGGUGCGGGAAGAGAAGCCCGGGAGGGCACGUGGUCCCGGGCUGUCAGCUGAUCCAGAGCCCCAUCUCUUCUGGCCCCUGAGUGAGUGUGACUCCGGCUCCUGGUAGGGCCUCCCUGCCCCAGGGCAGCCUGGGGUCCCCAGGGCUCUGCUCACUCCGGCACAGUCCGGUGGCCUGGGCCAGGGUGGUCAGUGUUCCUAAGCGGUCUGCUGUGGGAAGGACUUGAAGACCCCAUGCCCACUGUCUAGUCCUUGCUGUUACCAAGCAAAGGGAUCUCGCAGGAAAGACAAGCGAGUAUCUUAGCAAGCUCCUUAGCAGCUCGGAGCAACGGAGUCUUUUAAAUAAAGCCCUAACCUUGCUUUCAGAAAGCAUUCACUUGCCAGAAUGAAGUAAUUUUCAGGUCCAAGACAACCAAGCACGUUAAAGUUUUUUAGGAAAAAAAAUAUCUGUAGGUUGAAUUCCAGACCCCUUGUUUGGGGUGGUAUGAAAACGUAAGCUCUCGGGGUGAGGGGCACACUCUCCCAGCCGCUCGCAGUCCAUCUGGAGGCACGUCCCUCUGCUGGCACUCCAGGGUCCCUGUCUAGAAGGAGGCCCCUGAGGCAGCCCUGCACCCCACCAUACCCCAUACCCUGCCCCCCAUGGUGUCAGGGAAACGAGGCUGCCUUUCUACAGGAGCCCCCUUUUCCUCAAUGCUCCCUUAUCAGAGUUAGAGAUGGGGGAGACUUCCACCACCUCCUUGGUGCUUAAUGAGAAGUCCCACUGUGUUUACCCCCUUUGGUAAUUGGCUGCUCAUUUUGCAACAUGUAAUUGAAGUGAUAGCAAAGCAGGAUUUCCUCUUUCCUGGAAGACAGGAAUGGAUCCAGAGCCAGGAGCCUGGGCACAGAGAUGCCCUGUGUGUUGCGGGGUUCCCCAUGCUUUGCCUAUGGGAUCAGCCAUUGCUGGAAGGGUGCUCGGGGUCCAUCCCUGCCUCUCCUCCCCCUCUCCCUCCUCCCCCUCCUGUUGAUCCUGUCCAGUCCAGCCACCCCACCCCUGUCCCUGCAUCCCUGGUGCUCCAGAGCAGGCUGGCUGACCAGUGGGAGGAUCGGGCUCAGCCUGUCUGUACGGGGAGCAUUGCUGGGCCGUUGGCUCCACCCCACCCUUUCCGCGGGGCCUGCCACCCCUUUUGGUGCCCUGGACAGCUUCCUUCCCCUCCCACCCUGGUCUCUUGCCUGCUCCCUCCUUCCAGCCUCCCAGUGAAUGUGCUGGGCUCCUCCGCUCUUAUUGCCAGAUGGGCCCUGAACUAGGUGCUUGUCCAGGCGCACGGGGUUCAAGGCCAGUGUCCUUUGCAAGUGCCACUCCUAGCAGGCUCCUCCCCACGUGCAGAGGCAGGGCCUCCUGGAGACAGGACCCUCCAUGCCCCAAGCAAGCGCCCUCUUGUUUCUCGGCUGGGACUCUGUCCACCGUUCCCCGCUCCAACCCCAUCAUCUCUCGCCUGCACUUCAUCAGCCUCCUGCCUCACCACCCCUCAGCCCAUCCUGCACCCCUGUUGCUGGAAGGAGCCCGGAAAGCCAGAGAGCUGAUCACAUGGCCCCUAUGUCCAUCAGCCCUCAUCUCCUCCCAGGUAAAGCCCAAACACCUUCACCCGACACUCAUGGCCCCUCAUGACCCAGCCCCUUCCUUCCUUCCACCCUAAGUCCACACCUGGUGCCCCCACCUCGAGGGGCGGCCUGGCCCUCCCGUGAUGCUGUGUUUCCAUGGUUCCUCGAGUCUGUUGUCACCCAUCAGGAAAAGACUGUGCUGGUCCCCGCUCUGGCACCUGCUGUCCUGUCUGCCUGGAUGGCCUCCUCCCUCCAUCUGUGGGAACUUGCUCAGCUUUCAGGCUCCAGCUCAGGUGUCCCCACUGCAGUCCCCCAGACAGACGGAGCCAUCCCCCCACUCCCUCCGUGUAUCUGUAAGAACCUGGAAGUUCCUUCACCAGCAUGCUUGCCCUGCUGCUUCUCGGCCUUCACUCCCUCCAAACUGUGAGCUCCUUCAGGGUCAGGCAGGUGCUGGGUUCAUGCCACCAGCAAGCACAGAGCAGGGCCCAGCAGGUGCUGUUUGAAAGAAUACGCAAGUUAGCAGGUCCCAUUGGCCCAGGAUGCCCUUGAGAAGCAUAGGUUUCUAAACUUUGCCAAGGUGAGUCUCUGAGCACCUCCAUAUCCCAGCUGGUUCGUUUGCUGUCCCAUGAUCCCAAGCAGGGAAUGGCUCCUCUGGCCCUGGGCAGUCUCUCCGUGUACCUUUGUCCCGGCUCGAGUCUGGGCGGCGCCCCCUGUAGGCGCCCAUCCGGGCCAGCCUUGGAGACCUUGGCCCUCCAGGCUGCGGCCUCACUGCGGCUCCUCCCCUCAGGCGGAGUCCCGCCUGUCUCUGCAGUUCUGUGGCCGCCCGCAUUUGUGUGGGGUUGCUUAGGUUAGAGGAGAUAAUCCCAAAGGGAAUGCACCAGUUCGGGUGGCAGGACCAGCUGGGGAGGAGACCAGACAUUGGGAAUGGUGUUCCAUUUCUAGAACCAAGUCCCUUUGCCAUGUGAAUUUAACAACAUCUGUUCAAGGUCUCAGUUUACAAAAUGCUUUUCAAACAGCCCUCCCCUCUGACCCUCCCAGGAGCCCAGCGAAGGAUGAGGGUUUGCACCACUCUCUUUACAGAUGGGGACCUGGCGUCCAGGAGGCCAGGCAGCUUGCCCAGGGCCUUGUGGCCAGAGAUGGGCAGAGUCAGGACUCCCAGUGAGGCAUCUAUGUUCUUCUCUUGGCACUGCAACCAUGCUACAUGGCACCUCUGCUCCCAGCAACCCCGUGGGGGCAGGGCCCAGUGCACGGAUGUGGAAACCCACGUCCCAGAGAGGCUGGCUGAUUGCUCAGCUAGUACCUGGGAGCUCUGGGGGCCCAGUCUGGGCUUGUCCAACCUACUUUUCUCAUGCAGAGCACCCAGGAGAGCUCUGCAAGCUACCAACACCUACGGGCUCUGGGUCCCUCAGCCAUGCAAAGGGGGUGACUGACAGUCUUCUCACUGGAUCCCUGGGAACACAGAUUGAGAAAUGGGAAGCAGGAUAUACAUGGAAGUGUUUUGUAAACCAAAAUGCUGCUCAAAUACCGCAUUAUCUUCAGACUGGCUUCUGGUCUCCUACAAAGUGUAAAGGGAUGAAGGAAAAAGGUUCCUUGAAUGUUGUAAUCCAUCAAGACAAAUAAAGCCGCAAGACUCAGCCCCUCUCCCACCCUCCCUUCCCCUCAUCCUCACCUGCCUGAAGUCGUUCAGAGGCUGAAAAAUGGCCUCUGCUCUUCCUCCAACACCUGGAAUUUGCCUUGUGAUUGGGAGAGUAUUACACCAAAAUAGCUCAAUUUUUUUUCCAUUUCUUGAUUAAUGUCCUAAACUCCUUGGCCCUAAAAUUGAGAAUUGGGCUUGAAAUGGUUGGCAUUAGGCACCAUCCCCUGAAGCUCGGAAGUGAUGAAAUCACCUGUCAGGGAGAUGAUAUUCCCAGUAGCUGAGAGAUCAGUCGUCUUCUCUCACCACAGCGUGUAUCACCUUAAAAUCCACCUCGCCCUGAUUGAUACUUCUGCCAAUCUCCUAUUCGGUGUGAUGAAGGUAAGAGGAAUUUUCCCAUAUGGCAUAUGAAUUUCUCACACACAAAAUAAGUCCAAAUUUUUUUCUGUUCCCAGGGACAAAGGAGCUUUGCAGAACAGUCAACAUAUUCAAUUACCUCCAUCUCUAGUGACCAAAGUCCUGAAUUUUCUAUAACUAGAAAAGCCAUACCACCUAAUGCUUACACACACACACACACACACACACAUAGCACCAUUGAGCGUUGGUAUAAUAUGGCAAAAUUACUGAUGUUUUUCUCAUUACUGGUGAUUUGCUCCUGAGUCUUAUUUAGAAAACGGAGAAAAGGUCCCUUUGCAGCCCUGGGGUAAUGCACUCACCAAGAGGCUCAUGGGAAACAUUUCCUCCCGCAUGAAGGCCUUUGCUCGGAUUCAGACCAGGACUCUAGUCUGGGGCCACGGGGCCACUGCCUACUCCUCACCACAGCCCCCCCAGGCCCCUCACAGGCUGCAGGAGCAAGGCAGGCAGGGAGCUGGAGGUGGAAGCGCUGGUAUUGUGCCCUCACAGCCUCCUCCAUCAGAGCAGGAAAAGAAGGGCUGAGCAUCCCAGAGGAGGCCCUGAGCGGCUGCAGAAAGAUCCAGGCUUGCUUCCUCCUGUCUGUCGCUCUCUCACUACGUGACCAUGGACCAUCACCUCUCUGCCCUCUUCCUGGCCCGUACAGGGUCAUAAAGAAAGUAAAGGGCCUGUCAUGAGUCUCAGCACCCAGGAAGUGUCUUAAUAAAUGUCUGUUAUGGAAAGGUCCAGUCUCAAGUGCUGGAACAAGACAGAUGCCAGAAAGCAUGUCUGUCCACCUCGGCGUUCCUGACGCAGGAGGUCCCUCGUGCUCUAGCCCUCUUCCCUCUGUGCAGGGCUCUGCUGCUAGGCUGCAGCUCCUGCCUCUUAAAAGCCUUUAAAAUUCUUUAUUAAAUUUUCAUGGCGCAUAAAGUCAAGGUUCUGUCACUUGGCCUCAGUUGUCUUGGUAACUUCGUAAAAUGCAAUAAUAAAAUGAAGCUGGGUGUUGCUAAACACAGGCUCAUUGUAUAAAC